AUGGACUUCCCUUUUGAGCAUCUCGAUUAUGUUGAUCCUGCUUUUGAUGGCGACCGCUUCGUGAUCUCUGAUUCGGAGGUCCAAUUGUAUAGCGGUAUGCCUGAGUCAUAUGGUGCGAAAUCACAGGACACAUAUACGGGUAUGCGCCACGAUUACAACCAGACUUUUGGCAACUUCAACUACAUUGCGGCCAAGGACUCGGCUACUCUAUUUGGCAAUCCUUCGAGUACUACAUUGACACCAAUGCUGUCGAAUAUGUCGCAGGCCUCUAUUUCUUCCUCAAUCUUUUCCGAUAACGAAGAAGACGCGUAUAUGGAUCGACCAAACUUACAGAUCCCGGACACUCAGGACUUCUUGGAGUUAUUUGAUGAUGAUGAUGAUGAUUCCUAUAGCUCUUUCUCAGACACCUCAAGUGCACCACCAGAGCCGUCCUUUGAAGCCGAACAAUUGCAAAUGCCGGAAAUAAUAAUUACCGACAGAGGUGCGACGUCAAAAGAAACAACAAGAGUACCCAGGAGAAAGAUCUCUUUGUCGAUGCAUAAUUCCCCGCAGUCUGACGACUACUCACAGGAUGGAGAUGCAGACGAUGACUGCGGCUCGGAUGCCGAGUUCACGCUAUCAAGACCAAAAGUCAAGCGUCCCAAACCACGCGCAGUUUCGAUGUCUGCCAAGAACACAUCCAGGACUUUCCCGGAAUCUGUUUUUACGCCGGAAUGCUCAUACGAUUGCAGCGUUUGUGGUAAAGUCUUCAGCAAACCCUACAACUUGAGAAGUCAUAAGAAAACGCACACAAACCUAAGACCCUUCGUUUGUUCAUUGUGUGGAAAGACCUUUGCAAGACAACAUGAUCGAAAACGACAUGAAGAUCUCCAUUCUGGUGAAAAACGGUUCCAAUGUACCGGUUCCCUCUCAGAAGACAAACAGGGAUCCGAAACAGCCUGGGGAUGUGGUCGUCGUUUUGCGCGAACAGAUGCCCUCAGAAGACAUCUUCAAACGGAGUCGGGAAAGAGAUGCGUUCAACCAUACGUGGAAUACGUUUUGGGCACUAAUCCCACUCUCGCAUCUGCUGCGGCUGCAGAGGACCACCUGAAACCGAAACUGUUUCCGCUAGACAUUUCAUCGGAAAUGUAUUCUUUGGUUCUGGAUCGCAUCAUCUUGACUCAAUCGGCUAACAUGUCAUAG
Kuraishia capsulata CBS 1993 is the source of this 1182-nucleotide messenger RNA. RefSeq lists its product as uncharacterized. NCBI's taxonomy places the organism in Eukaryota, Fungi, Ascomycota, Pichiomycetes, Pichiales, Pichiaceae. Gene Ontology annotation, molecular function: DNA-binding transcription factor activity, RNA polymerase II-specific; RNA polymerase II cis-regulatory region sequence-specific DNA binding. Gene Ontology annotation, biological process: regulation of DNA-templated transcription. The record is from RefSeq and is a predicted model, not a curated record. The coding region runs from base 1 to 1182 and encodes 393 amino acids. The transcript has a single exon.